CCGGCUGUCGUCAUGGGAACGGUACUGUCUCUGUCUCCGGGCUCGCGGAAAGCUGCUCGGGGCGCAGAGGAGCUCGCGGUGAAGAAGCCGCUGGAGUCCGGUGAGAAGGAGGAGGAGAAAGACGGGAGAAGGAAGAAGAAGGGACACCCGGUGCUGCUGCACGCGCUCAGCUGGAAGAAACGGCUCGUGGCCGCUCGAGCGAAGAGGAAGGGGGGGACGAAGGUGAAGCCCGCAGUGUCCGAGCCCGGGCACGUGCAGCGGGAACACCGCGAACUCAGAGCACCGAAAUCCGGACACAAACACAGACCCAUCCCGGUCCCCGUGCCCACGGUCCCGGACCAGAACCAGAGGCAGGGUCGGCCCGAGCUGUCCCCGCGGAGGGUGGUGGUUCAGGUGGGUGCUACAUGUGGGGCAUCCACGGGUGAGCUCCUUCGCUGCCUCUCGGACUUUAUGUGUCGUCGCUGCGUAAAACUGAAGGAGCUGUCGUCCAAUCAGAUUGUUCUGUGGUUCCGAAACGUGGACCGAGCGCUGCUGGUUCAGGGUUGGCAGGACCAGUGCUUCAUCAGCCCGGCCAGUCUGGUCUUCGUGUACCUGCUGUGCAGGGACGCGGUGGAUGAGGACACCUCUUCAGAGCACGAACUCCAUGCCACCUUCCUCACCUGUCUCUACCUGGCCUACUCCUACCUGGGCAAUGAGAUCUCCUACCCUCUGAAGCCUUUCCUGGUGGAGUCCAGCCGUGAUGCAUUCUGGGAUCGAGCGCUGGAGCUGAUCGAGCACCUGAGCGGCGACAUGCUGCGAAUCAACUCUGAUCCCCACUUCUUCACUGAGGUGUUUCGGGACCUCAAGAAGCAGGGAGUGGUGCGGGUGAGGGAGGUGGAGAAAGAUGGGGAGCAGCAGGAGAAAGAGGAGAGGAAAGAGGGGCAUGUGAAGAAGGAGCCAAAGGGAACAGAGGAAUCUGAGGAGCAGCUGAAGGAAGGCGAUGAGGAAGGCAAGCAGGAUGAUGUGGACCGCUAACACAAAGAGGAGACCGAUGGUCUUUAGUAAUGAGACUCGCCCGGCAACCAGUGACCUGCCAGGCUUUGAAUGUAAACCGCCAUUACCAUGGUGGCUGACGAGCAGCGGGCUUGACGCUGACCUUUCAUGGACACUAGUUCACUUUAACUGCAUGCUGUCAAUCAAAGCUAAAAGUAUCUGACUGUACACAAGUUACCAUGGCAACCUUACCAUCUCCAGCCUUAUUUUGUUUAGGUGCACAUGUAGGAGGGGGCGGGGACAGAAAAUAUCAGCCAUGACAGCAGCACGUUCAGGUCAGAGUGUCCUAUGGUGCUGUCUGUUGGUUCCAGUUCUACAUUUUGUAUUUUUAACCUUUAUUUAAUCAGUAAGUGAACGGCUGUGAGAGUGUACCGGACUGACGGAGGCAGCAUUAACCUUUCAGGGCCAGGAGAACUACCUGGGUUUGAAACCAGGACUCGGGCUCUGAGACGCAGUACUAACCACAGAGGCACUGCCAUUCUGCUUCUGACCCUCUUUGAAAUUCAAACCAUGUAAACGUGUUUCUGGGCUCAGGAAGUCUCCCUAUUUUAUCUGGGUAACAGGUGACCUCACCUGUGGUUGGUGGUUACCUCCACAAACAUGCAGAUUAGUAUGCAUGUGUAGAAGGUUUUGAACAUUUAUUUUAUGAGAAUAGCGGCAGUCAAACUGUUCUUUACCAGCACAGGUGUGUGCACGAAGCACAAGAGUUUCUUCUGAAGAUGACAGAAAGCUGAGCUCGAAUUCUUUCUUGUCCUCUAAAGUAAAAUGAGUUUGUGCAUCUGGCAAAUUCUAGAGGAGGAGGAAAUGUCUGUGGAUCACGGUCUCAGCUCUGAAACCAAUCGUAGUCAUAGAGAUGAAACUGAUAAGGGUCUCAGCUCUGAAAAGGUCCUGUGCUGCUGUAAAUGGACUGAUGUCCUUUCUGUACUGUCAUGAUGAUCAGCUGGACUGAAGUCACGCUGACAGCAGAUGGGGAUACACGCUCAUUUCCUGUGGUCGUGCAUGUGUAACCAUGUGACAUUAUAUUCAGACAAAAGACAGA
Messenger RNA from Archocentrus centrarchus (flier cichlid), 2071 nucleotides. Its product is annotated as cyclin-dependent kinase 5 activator 1-like. Gene Ontology annotation, cellular component: protein kinase 5 complex; growth cone; cytoplasm. The transcript is spliced from 3 exons. Gene Ontology annotation, molecular function: protein kinase binding; cyclin-dependent protein serine/threonine kinase activator activity. Gene Ontology annotation, biological process: brain development; axon guidance. Bases 13 to 1014 code for a protein of 333 amino acids. Lineage: Eukaryota; Metazoa; Chordata; Actinopteri; Cichliformes; Cichlidae. The record is from RefSeq and is a predicted model, not a curated record.